GCGGCGCAGGAGCCCGAGUUCAGCUACGGCUGCGCCGAGGGCAGCUGCUACCCGGCCACGGGCGACCUGCUCAUCGGCCGCGCCGCGCGCCUCUCCGCGUCCUCCACGUGCGGCCUGCGGCAGCCCGAGCCCUACUGCAUCGUGAGCCACCUCCAGGAGGACAAAAAGUGUUUCAUAUGUGACUCGGAGGAUCCCUUCCACGACACCCUCAACCCCGACAGUCACCGCAUAGAAAACGUGGUGACCACGUUCGCCCCGAACCGCCUGAAGCUUUGGUGGCAGUCGGAAAACGGUCUGGAGAACGUGACUAUCCAGCUGAACCUGGAGGCCGAAUUUCAUUUCACCCAUCUCAUCAUGACGUUCAAGACAUUCCGUCCUGCUGCAAUGCUGAUAGAAAGGUCAUCUGAUUUUGGGAAAACGUGGCAAAUAUAUAGGUAUUUUGCAUAUGACUGUGAGAGCUCCUUUCCUGGGAUUUCAACUGGACCCAUGAAGAAAGUGGAUGAUAUCAUUUGUGAUUCGCGGUACUCUGACAUUGAGCCUUCAACUGAGGGAGAGGUGAUAUAUCGUGUUUUAGAUCCUGCUUUUAGAAUUGAAGAUCCCUACAGUCCCAGGAUUCAAAACCUCCUGAAGAUAACAAAUCUGAGAGUCAAAUUCAUCAAGCUGCACACCCUGGGAGAUAAUCUCUUGGAUUCCAGGCUGGAGAUCAGGGAGAAAUACUACUAUGCCAUUUACGACAUGGUGGUUCGUGGGAACUGCUUCUGCUACGGACAUGCCAGCGAGUGUGCCCCAGUGGAUGGCUUCAGUGAGGAGGUGGAAGGCAUGGUCCACGGGCACUGCAUGUGCAGACACAACACCAAGGGGUUAAACUGCGAGCAGUGCUUGGAUUUCUACCACGACCUCCCCUGGCGACCCGCCGAAGGCCGCAACAGCAACGCGUGCAAAAAGUGCAACUGCAACGGGCACUCCAGCCAGUGCCACUUCGACAUGGCCGUGUUCAUGGCCACGGGCAACAGCAGCGGCGGCGUGUGCGACGACUGCCAGCACAACACCGUGGGGCGCAACUGCGAGCACUGCAAGCCCUUUUACUUCCAGCACCCCGAGAGGGACCUGCGCGACCCCGACGUCUGCGAGCCUUGCAACUGUGACCCAGCUGGCUCCCAGAACGGCGGGAUAUGCGACGGCUACACGGAUUUCUCCACGGGCCUCAUCGCUGGGCAGUGUCGCUGCAAGGCGUUCGUCGAGGGCGAGCGCUGCGACCUCUGCAAGGAGGGGUUUUACGGCCUCAGUGCCGAUGACCCAGCGGGUUGUCAGUCCUGUGCGUGCAAUCCCCUGGGGACCCAUCCCGGCGGGAAUCCUUGCGAUUCGGAGACAGGAAACUGCUAUUGUAAACGUCUGGUGACAGGAAAGCAGUGCAGCCAGUGCCUGCCCGAGCACUGGGGGCUGAGCAACGACAUGGAUGGAUGUCGGCCGUGCGACUGCGACCUGGGGGGAGCCUUGAACAACAACUGCUCCAGCGAGUCUGGCCAAUGCGAGUGCCGGCCCCACAUGUUCGGGCGUCAGUGCAAUCAAGUAGAGCCCGGCUAUUACUUUAUUUCACUGGACCAUUACAUCUAUGAGGCCGAGGAAGCCAACUUGGGUCCUGGAGUAAAUAUAAUAGAGCGCCAGUCCACGCAGGACCGCACGCCCUCCUGGACCGGCGUGGGCUUUGUGCGCGUCCCGGAGGGAGCCUUCCUGGAGUUUUACGUCGACAACAUCCCCUACUCCAUGGAGUACGAGAUCCUGGUUCGCUACGAGCCGCAGUUGCCAGAUCAGUGGGAAAAAGCCGUUGUCAGCGUGUCGCGGCCGGGCCAGAUCCCCACGGGCAGCCGAUGUGGCAACACGGUCCCUGAUGAUGACCAUCAGGUCGUCUCCCUCUCACCCGGCUCCAGAUACGUGGUCCUUCCCCGCCCGGUGUGCUUUGAAAAGGGCCUGAAUUACACGAUUCGCCUGGAGCUGCCCAAAUACUCCUCGGUGGAUACCGAGAUGGAGAGCCCCUACACACUCAUCGAUUCGCUCGUCCUCAUGCCCUACUGCAAAUCACUGGACAUAUUCACGGUGGGAGGCUCAGGCGAAGACGUGGUCACGAACAGCGCUUGGGAAACCUUCCAGAGGUACCGGUGCCUGGAGAACAGCCGGAGCGUUGUGAAAACCCCCAUGACAGAUGUCUGCAAGAACAUCAUCUUCAGCAUUUCUGCUCUCUUGCACGAGACCGCCUUGUCCUGCCAGUGCGACCCGCAGGGCUCGCUGAGCUCGGUGUGUGACCCCAGCGGAGGGCAGUGCCAGUGCCGUCCCAACGUGGCUGGGAGGCAGUGCGACAGAUGCGCGCCUGGCACCUUCGGCUUCGGCCCCGCCGGAUGCAGGGCUUGCGAGUGCCACCCGCGAGGCUCUUCGGACGCCUUCUGCGACGCGGAGACGGGCCAGUGCCGCUGCUUCGGCGGCGUGUACGGGCGCCAGUGCGACCGCUGCCUGCCCGGCUUCUGGGGCUUCCCCAGCUGCCAGCCCUGCCACUGCAACGGCCACGCGGACGACUGCGACCCGCAGAGCGGCGCCUGCCUCGCCUGCCGCGACCACACGUCGGGCCACAGCUGCGAGAGGUGCCUGCCCGGCUUCUACGGAGACCCGGUGCUGGGCUCGGGCGAUCACUGCCGGCCCUGCCCGUGCCCCGACGGCCCCGGGAGCGGGCGCCAGUUUGCCAGCGGCUGCUACCAGGACCCGGUCACGCUGCAGGUGGUGUGCGUCUGCAGCGCCGGAUACAUCGGGAGCCGGUGCGACGAGUGCGCCUCGGGCUUCUUCGGGAACCCCGGCGAGGCCGGCGGCGCCUGCCAGCCCUGCCAGUGCAACAGCAACAUCGACCCCGGCGACCCCGAGGCCUGCGACAGGAGCACGGGCGCCUGCCUCAAGUGCCUCUACCACACGGAGGGCGAGAGCUGCCAGCGCUGCCGCCAGGGCUACUACGGCAGCGCCCUGCAGCAGGACUGCCGCAGGUGCGUGUGCAACGCGCUGGGCACGGCGCGGGAGGAGUGCGACGGCGCGGGCGGCUGCCGCUGCGAGGCGGCCACGGGGCAGUGCCGCUGCCUGCCCGGCGUCGUGGGGCGCUCCUGCGACCGCUGCGCCCCCCACACGUGGCACCUGGCCAGCGGCGCCGGCUGCGAGCCCUGCGACUGCCACCCGGUGCGCGCCCUGGGGCCCGCCUGCAACGAGUUCACGGGGCAGUGCCAGUGCAUGCCAGGCUUCGGAGGCCGAACCUGCCGCGAGUGCCAGGAGCUCUUCUGGGGCGACCCCAGCGUGGAGUGUCGAGCGUGCGACUGCGACCCGCGGGGCGUCCAGACGCCGCAGUGCGACCGCGCCACGGGCCGCUGCGUCUGCCACGACGGCGUGGAGGGGCCGCGCUGCGACAAGUGCAGCCGGGGCUACUCGGGCCUCUUCCCGGCCUGCGUGCCCUGCCACGAGUGCUUCGCCCUCUGGGAGCUGCUCGUGGGCGCCCUGGCCAACCGGACCCAGCAGCUGCUGCGCAGAGCCGACGCGCUGAAGGUGACGGGCGUCACCGGGCCCUACCGGCACACGCUGCGCGCGCUGGAGGAGAAGCUGGGCGAAAUCCAAAGCAUCGUCGCUCAGAACCCGGCCGCCGAGCCCCUGAAGGACAUUGGCAGCCUCUUUGAGGAGGCAGAAAAGCUGACAGCAGAUGUCACGGUGAAGAUAGCCGACCUGGAAGAAAGCCUUGCAGCGUUAGCCCUGGAAAGCAACAGCACAGACACAGACCUGAGCGCGCUCGAGACCGAUGCCAAGAGCCUGGAGCGCGUCGUGAAGGAGCUCGCCGAGCAGCUGGAGUUCAUCAAGAUCUCUGACGUGCGGGGAGCCCUGGACAGCAUCACCCGGUACUUCCAGCUGUCCCUGGAGGCCGAGGCCAGGGCCAACGGCUCCACGGCCGGCGCGGGCAGCGCGGUGGCGGCGUCGGCGCAGACGCGCCGGGACGUGGAAGACCUCGUGCGGGAGCAGCAGGCGCGCUUCCAGGCCGGCCAGGAGGAGCAGUCGCGGCUGCUCGACGAGCUGGCGGGCAGGCUGCAGAGCCUCGACCUCGCCGAGGUGGCCGAGAAGACGUGCGGAGCGCCCCGCGGGCUCCCGUGUGCCGAAUCCGCGUGCGGCGGCCUGGGCUGCCGCACGCCCGAGGGCCGCAGGAAGUGCGGCGGCGCCGGCUGCGAGGGGCUCGUCACCGCCGCGCACGGCGCCUGGCACAAGGCCAUGGAUUUCGACAGGGACAUCCUCAGCGCCUUGGCCGAAGUGGAGCAGCUCUCCAAAAUGGUUUCUGAGGCGAAGCAGAGAGCAGAUGAAGCAAAACAGAACGCCCAGGAAGUUCUGCUCAAAACCAACGCCACGAAAGAGCAAGUGGACAGAAGCAACGAAGAUCUGAGAAACCUCAUCAAACAGAUCAGAGACUUCCUCAUGCAAGACAGCGCCGACCUGGACAGCAUUGAGGCGGUGGCCAACGAAGUGCUCAGCAUGGAGAUGCCCAGCACUCCCCAGCAGCUGCAGGCCCUGACAGAAGAGAUCCGGGAGCGCGUGGAGAGUCUCUCCGACGUCGAGGUCAUCCUGCAGCAGAGCGCGGGGGACAUCGCCCGAGCAGAAAUGCUCCUGGAGGAGGCUAAAAAAGCCAGCAAAGGUGCCACAGAUGUUAAAGUCACUGCAGACAUGGUGAAAGCAGCACUGGAAGAAGCUGAAAAAGCUCAAAACGCAGCUGAAAAAGCCAUCAAACAAGCCGAUGAAGAUAUUAAAGGCACUCAAGACCUGCUGACCUCAAUUGAAUCGGAAAAUUCAGUGUCUGAAGAAACCCUCAACAAUGCAACCUUACGCCUCUUCAAGCUGGAAAAGAGUGUUGAAGAUCUGAAGCAAAAGGCUACUACCAAUUCAGAGAACGUGGACGACAUAGAAGAAAAAAUCAGUGCUGCAAAGCAAAACGCUGAGGAGGUUAAACAGGUGCUGGGCGGCGAGCUGAGCAGCAAGUACCGGGCGGCGGAGGAGCUGCUGGCGCGCAGGACCGAGGAGGCGGCCGAGGCCAGGCGCAAGGCGGAGCGGCUGCAGGACGAGGCCAGGGCGCUGCUGGCGCAGGCGAGCGGCAAGCUGCAGCUGCUGCAAGACUUGGAGAAUACAUAUGAAAACAACCAAAAAGUUCUGGAAGACAAAGCCAAGCAGUUGGUGGUGCUGGAAGAGACAGUUCGCUCCCUCUUGCAGACUAUCAGCCAGAAAGUUGCUGUUUACAGCACUUGCUUAUAAAUGGGGGCAGCAAAUGCUUGACAAAAUGUGUUCAGGGUGGAUUUUACAAGUAUUACACUAGCUCUUUUUUUGACAUUACACUAAGGACUGAUCAAGUGACCAGGUUUGAUAUUGACUUCAAGUCACAGAGCCAAAGAUAAGUAAUUUUUUUGAUGUUGAAAAUAAACAGUACUUUUUUUUUUAAAUCACUCUAUGUAUCUAGUAUGACUCAUUAGCUGCUUUGUUAUUAGCCCAAAUGGUAAAUCAGUUAAUCCUUUAGCUUCUGCAAAUUGUUUUUAAACUAGUUAGAGAAUAUCCUAAUAAAAUCUUGGCACCGACUGUA
This is a messenger RNA of Nothoprocta perdicaria, 5629 nucleotides long. RefSeq names its product laminin subunit beta 1 (gene LAMB1). Gene Ontology annotation, molecular function: extracellular matrix structural constituent; integrin binding. Gene Ontology annotation, cellular component: laminin trimer. The transcript has 32 exons. The annotation marks the transcript as partial. The record is from RefSeq and is a predicted model, not a curated record. Gene Ontology annotation, biological process: basement membrane assembly; substrate adhesion-dependent cell spreading; cell migration. NCBI's taxonomy places the organism in Eukaryota, Metazoa, Chordata, Aves, Tinamiformes, Tinamidae.